This is a messenger RNA of Microstroma glucosiphilum, 1905 nucleotides long. RefSeq names its product NIF-domain-containing protein. The transcript has 3 exons. Gene Ontology annotation, molecular function: phosphoprotein phosphatase activity. Bases 21 to 1634 code for a protein of 537 amino acids. NCBI's taxonomy places the organism in Eukaryota, Fungi, Basidiomycota, Exobasidiomycetes, Microstromatales, Microstromataceae. The record is from RefSeq and is a predicted model, not a curated record.
CUGCUGAACCGACCGAAGUCAUGCUCUCACCCGCACUCGCAUCGUCAUUGCGAGCAGCUGCAAGAGCUAGAGCCGUAGCUGUAGGAGGAGCUGCAGUCGCUCCUGCUGCUCCUGCCGCCACUUGCGCCUGCGUACCUGCUCUUUCCAGAUCCUAUGCAAAGGUGCGAAGCUCACCUCGCGAUGAAGCCGACAAGCCUCAACCAAACGCAGCCACAGAGGAGUCUCCUGCUGCCUCUUCUUCAUCAUCCCCACAGAGCGCUCGACCUGCCGAGGAUCCAGCUGCCUCUGCCCCUGCAGAAGAGGCAGCAACUUCCACCCCUCCUCCACCACGCCAGGGUCCAUCAGCCUUUGACAUCGACUCGAGUCUGAUGGCCAUUGCAGACCAAGCAGCAGAAGGAGGCUCAGGUGGUGAUGGUGGAAGAGGAGGUAGGACAGGCGCUCGAGCUAGAAGUGACGCUCAGCAGUCUUCCAUUGAUAGGCAGAGGAAGAAUACACGGAGGGUACUGGGAAUCCUCUUCCUUGGCGGGUCGGGAGUUUUGCUGGGAAAUAUGGCGAGGGAUUGGGAUACAGUCAAGGAGCGAGAGAGGUUUGCAGGGAACCCACUCUCAGACUCUGCAUUCGGCAGGAUGAGGCUGCGUAUCAAUGCCAUGUGGGAGGACUUCCAAGCGCCCGUCUGGGAGAAGCUCUUGCCAGAUCCGCUACCCUUCCCCUAUCAACGCCCCUACACUCUCGUCGUUGAUCUUGACGAGCUACUGGUGCACUCUCACUGGACUAGAGAGCACGGCUGGCGUACAGCAAAACGACCCGGUCUGGACUACUUCCUGGCUUACCUCUCGCAAUUUUGGGAGAUUGUCCUCUUCACCACACAGCCAUACUACAUCGUCGCGCCCGUCAUUGAGAAACUCGAUCCAGACAGGCGGUACAUUGCCUACACCCUCUUCAGGGAGAGCUGUCGAACCCACAAGGGAAAAGUGGUCAAGGAUCUCAGCGCCCUCAACCGUGACUUGAGCAAGGUAGUUGUGCUGGACACUGAUGCGGAUCGAUACUCGAUGCAGCCGGAGAAUGGGAUCCUAAUGAAAAAGUGGGACGGGAAUCGAAAUGAUGCUGAGCUGGUUGGGAUGAUUCCCUUCUUGGAAGCAAUCGGCAUCUACCAAAUUCCUGACGUUCGCUCUCCCAUCAAAGCCUACGAAGGACAGCACAUUCCCACCGAGUACAACAAGCGUCAGCGUGAAGUCAAAGAAGCCGAAGAUGCCGCCUGGCUCGCCAAGCACGGUCCCAACAAAUCCUCUUCAGGAGCAAGCAGUACCCUCUCCUCUCUCCUUGGCAGUCUCAAAUCCUCCUCUUCUACCAAACCACCCCCUGUAGCAGGUAGUGUCACUUCUUCCGGUCGACCAAAGACCUUUUAUGAACUAGAGAGGGAUAGGUAUCAAGCUGGAUAUCUCGAAGAUCAAAAGUAUUGGAAGGAAAAUGGUGAAGCAUUGAGGAAACAGGCAAAGGAGGAACAGGAGAGACAGAUGAGGGAGAUGAAGAUGAGUGCUUGGGGGAUGCUUACGGGACAGGGGAUGAGACCGCCUGAGCAGGGUGAGGCACAGCAGCAGCAGCAGCAGCAGCAGCAGCAGCAGGCAGGGAAGUAAUGACAGCAGAUGUACAAUCGGGGAAGAGCUGCAACACACCACACCACACCACACCACUUGCUAUCCAUCGUCUUUGUUUGCAUGGACGAUCUCAUGAUCUCGUCUGAGCCGUCCUUGUUGUGUCACGUACUUUUGCCAAAGAGCCUAGAGAAGUACUGAUGUGCUGUACUUGCAGUGCUGUGCUGUACUUGCAGUGUUGUGCUGUAUGUCGUGCUGUACUUUUCAACAAUCGAUUUCCAUAUCCUACACACCUCUACCUCUACCUCUCUCU